Molecule: messenger RNA, 630 nt
Organism: Pistacia vera
Lineage: Eukaryota; Viridiplantae; Streptophyta; Magnoliopsida; Sapindales; Anacardiaceae
Exons: 2
Coding region: 113-460 (115 amino acids)
Source: RefSeq, a predicted model, not a curated record
UGCAAAAAUCAUCGUAAACCUCUCUAAAAUGAAUUCUGGGUUUUAGCUAAGGGAUAGAUAGAUAACAUUAAAAUCAACCGUCGGAGAUUCUGAGGUUGUUUCCUGAUCCUGAAUGGAGCCAACAGCUGCAUGCAUGAACAGGAGUAGCAGGUCGUCUUCAUGUGAAAGGUUGGUGGCUAUUAGCUUGACACUUCUAGCUGUCUUUUCACCUCUCUAUAUCAACCGCAGACCCACCAGUGACUUGGAACUCGAAGAUCAAACCAUCAAUCUUGAUUCCUGGUUGCCUCUUUUGCUCCUGCUGCUCAUCUUGGCCAUAGCCUUGUCCCUUUACUUGGACCAGAGCUUUUCCAGGUUUGAUCCUUACUGGAUACACAGAGUUGGGGGUUCUUCUGGUGGUAUCAUCAUCAUUCUUUUGGUUCUUGCUUUGGUUUUAAAGUGUAAAGCUUCUAUGAUGAACUAAAAGGCCUGGCUGCAAUUUUGUGUUUUGAAAUUUUCAGUACUUUCAGAGCUUAGAGAUAGGUAUUUUUGUUAUGAAAUUGAUGUAAAUUUCUUGCUUUCCAUCUCUUUUUAUUCCUUUUAUUUCACUUUGAACUGCCAGAUACUUAUUUUUAGACUCUAGUUUUUGUUUUU